AUGCCGUCCUCCCGCAGCUCGUCGGCGGAGGACGAAAACACGCCGCGCACGAAGCUCCUCGUCGGGGGUAUCUCGGCUUUCUUGCUCCUCGCCAUGAUUGUCGGGACGACGGCGUUCGUCCUGUCGGAGAAGGUGGAGGAUGAGGGGGACAAGGAGAAGCGCGCCAUGGCCUCCACGAUGCGCACCGUGGACCUUUUUUGCACGCCGACGGACUACCAGGCCACGUGCAAGGAGACGCUGACCAAGACGCUGGAGCGUUCGUCCAAUCCGGCCGACCACCCGCACGCCGCCGCCGCCGCGGCGAUCACCGCGGUCGGGCAUGAGCUGGUGAGCGCCUUCAACCGGUCGUCGCUGCUGGAGGCAGUGCGCGAGAGCAACGACACGCUGGUCCAGGAGGCCCUGCGCGACUGCAAAAUGCUCCUGGACGACUGCGCCGCGGACAUUGAGCGCGCGCUCAACAGCGUCGCGUACCGCGGCGUGGACGGGCCGGCGCAGGACCUCCAGGCCUGGCUGAGCGCGGUGAUCACGUUCCAGGGCUCCUGCGUCGACAUGUUCCCAAAGGGCGACAUCAAAGUCCAGAUGAAGGAGACCAUGGAGAGGGCGCGAGAGAUCUCCAGCAACGCCAUCGCCAUCAUUCAGCAGGGCGCUGCCCUCGCCGCCAUGCUCGAGAUCGACGCCGGCGCGAGCGUCAGCCUCCCGAACGAGGCGGAGGACGACGACGGCGACGACAAUAACAAUGACAAGGACAACGCCCAGAAACAGGAAAGCGAUGGAGGCGAGCGCAUGCUCCAGGAAGAGUCCGCAUCAUCCGAGAUCCCCUCGUGGGUGCCCCACGAGGACCGUAAGCUUCUCGACGAGGCGGAAGAAGAACGCAAUGGCGGGCUCACGCCGAACGUGACGGUGGCCAAGGAUGGCACAGGCGACUUCAAGAACAUCUCGGCCGCCUUGGACGCGAUGCCGCGGAAUUACAGCGGGAGGUACGUGAUUUACAUCAAGGAAGCGGUGGACGGCGAUAGGUUCAUGGCGGUGAAGUUGGGGAUCCAGAACACGGCAGGGGACGAGAAGCAGCAGGCGCUGGCGCUGCGCGUCAAGGGCGACCGGGCCAUCUUCUUCAACUGCCGGGUCGACGGCCACCAGGACACGCUCUUCGCGCAGGCCUACCGCCAGUACUACCGGAGCUGCAUCAUCUCCGGCACCGUCGACUUCGUCUUCGGCGACGCCGCGGCCGUCUUCCAGCGCUGCGUGAUGCUCGUCAGGGACCCGCUCCCGGGGAAGCCCGGCGUGGUGACCGCGCACGGACGCCGCGACCGGCAGCAGACCACCGGCUUCGUCCUGCACCGAACCCGCAUCGUGGCCGAUGACAGCCUCGCCAGCAAGUCGGCGACGGUGAAGACCUUCCUCGGGCGGCCGUGGAAGGAGUACUCGAGGGUGAUCGUGAUAGAGUCCAUCAUCGACGGCUUCGUGCACCAGCAGGGUUACAUGCCGUGGGAGGGCAAGAACAAUCUGGGCACGGCCUUCUACGGCGAGUUCGGCAACGUUGGCAACGGCUCCAACAUCACCGCGCGGGAGGAGAUGAAGGGCUUCCACGUGCUCAACAAGGAAAAGGCAAAGCAGUUCACGGUGGAGCACUUUUUGAACGGCGGCGAGUGGAUACCGGAGACUGGGACGCCGGUGAGGCUAGGGUUAUUCACAUGAUACGUACGGAUGGAUCAUGGAUUCUUGUUUGCGUGCGUAGACGGUGUGUACCAGCA
Molecule: messenger RNA, 1751 nt
Organism: Lolium rigidum
Lineage: Eukaryota; Viridiplantae; Streptophyta; Magnoliopsida; Poales; Poaceae
Product: putative pectinesterase/pectinesterase inhibitor 45
Exons: 2
Coding region: 1-1695 (564 amino acids)
Biological process (GO): cell wall modification
Molecular function (GO): pectinesterase inhibitor activity; pectinesterase activity
Source: RefSeq, a predicted model, not a curated record